UUUCACACCGGCUUCACGGGAGUGGGAAGUUGAAACUUGAUCAAUCAAAAUUAACGUGGUGUGAGAAGGGGAGAAGCGUAGGUGAAAGGGAUGGUGGAUAUGUUCUUCUGGAGGGAAAGCAAUCUCCCGAACCUCCUUCAAAGCCAUUCCAAUCUACUACUUCUUUCUGGCCCUCCUUCUUCUGGGAAGACUUCUCUGCUUUUCCAAUUCGCAUUCAAUGUAGCACAAUCUUCUAACUCUUCCAGUCCCAAUCCAAGCGUCAUUUUCAUCUGCAUCCGCCACAGGUUGGAUUCCAAACCCCCUUUUCUUUCUCAGGGCAUUGACCCAUCUUCCCAUGUCUUCCACCGCAUACAAAUGAAGUACGUGAAUGACGAUGAAGACAUUAGGAAGUACUUUGCUGCCUUCCAUCUGUAUGAUACAUUGCCUGCAGCAGUUGUUAUUGAUGAUUUCGGAGAUUUCUUUACCAACAAUACAUGCCAACAACGAUAUUCCAACCCCCGCGGUCGAGACAUGGCCAUGGUCAAGAGUCUAGCCUUGUGCCAUAACGCAAUUACUUUUGCAAAUCAAAAAGGGUCUUGCAAGCUUCUCUUAUCAGAUACUCAUACUCACCAAGGAGACUCCCCAAGAUUUCACUUCAUCUACAAGAGAUGGAUACACACCAUUUUUACCAUUAAAGAGGGGGAUGUAUCUGGAUCAUUUAUUCUGAAAGAUAGGAGCAAUUCACGAAUCCAUAACACAGGUACGAAUAAAGCUGCAAAAUACUCCAUAGCUCUUCAAUAUCUGGUCUUUGAUGGAAUUGUAGAAGAUCAAGUAGAAUAGAGAUAUAUACCC
This is a messenger RNA of Abrus precatorius (Indian licorice), 831 nucleotides long. RefSeq lists its product as uncharacterized. The record is from RefSeq and is a predicted model, not a curated record. NCBI's taxonomy places the organism in Eukaryota, Viridiplantae, Streptophyta, Magnoliopsida, Fabales, Fabaceae. The transcript has 7 exons. Gene Ontology annotation, biological process: double-strand break repair via homologous recombination. The coding region runs from base 91 to 819 and encodes 242 amino acids. Gene Ontology annotation, cellular component: Shu complex. Gene Ontology annotation, molecular function: single-stranded DNA binding.